AUGCAUAAAAGUAAGGAGAAAUUCGGGAUGGAUUACUCGACUUUCAAGACGGACGUCUCGAAGCGGAGGAGAUCCGCAACCACCAGGGAAUUGACGAAAAUAGCGUAUUCCGCGUCGAAAAAUGUGGUAUCCCUGGCGGAAGGUAUGCCAAAUGAAGAAACGUUCCCUUUCACUGAAAUUUCCAUCAAACUUAACGACGGAUCCUCGUUCACCCUCAGUGAAAGGGAACUGGGCGCUGCGCUCCAGUACAUCCCUACACAGGGCUACCCGCCACUUCUUCAGUGCCUGAGGGAGUUCCAGCGAAGGGCGCACGCACCUCCCUUGUGGGAGAGCCGCGACAUUGUGAUCGUCUCCGGAGCUCAGGACGGAUUAAGCAAAACUCUCGAGGCUAUAAUCGGUCCUGGUGAUCCGCUCCUGGUGCACGAUCCUUUUUAUCCCGGCGUGGAAGUGGUGGUAGCGCCCCAUCAGGCAGAGCUGAUCGCCAUCCCUCAGGACGAGCAAGGCGUCGUUCCAGAAAUUCUCAGGGAAACGUUGAGGAGUAGGCAGCUAUCAGGAAAGAGAAUGCCGAAGAUAAUGUAUAUAAAUGCCACGGGGAGCAACCCCAACGGUGUCGUUAUCCCGCUGGAAAGACGGAAAGAAAUCUACAGGAUAGCUUGCGAGUACAACUUCCUGAUUCUCGACGACGAUCCUUACCACUUCAUGCAUUUUGAAGAUGUGGAACCAAAGUCAUUCUUAUCACUGGACACAGAAGGCCGAGUGAUCAGAGUGGACUCCUUCUCGAAAGUGAUUAGCAGCGGUAUUAGAUUGGGAUUCAUAACAGCCGCCGCGCCAUUGAUCGUGAGCAUAGAACUCCACUUGCAGAGCAGCCAUCUUCAUGCCCCUACAUUAUCCCAGGUGAUAUUGUACAAGCUGUUGAAAGUCUGGGGAUACGAUGGACUGAUGAGCCACUUCAUGGGGAUAAGGUAUUUCUACAAGCGGCGCAGGGACAUAAUCGCGACGCUCGCUCGAAAACACUUGAACGGCUUGGCAGACUUCACCGAGCCAAAGGGAGGAUUCUUUCUGUGGAUCAAAGUGCAAGGCAUCACAGACACUUGGAAGAUGAUCAUGCAGCGAGGAGUCAAAGAAGGCGUUAUAAUGGCGCCUGGUGCUGCCUUCAUGAAGGAUCCUAGUAAACCUUGCAAUGCUAUCAGGGCGAGUUUUGCUAAAGCUUCUUACCAAGAAAUGGAUCUGGCGCUACAAAGAUUGGCAGAGCUGAUCAGGUCCGAACUUCGAAAUAAUUAUAUAAUAACGAAUGGAAAUUCGUAG
Dufourea novaeangliae is the source of this 1305-nucleotide messenger RNA. RefSeq names its product kynurenine/alpha-aminoadipate aminotransferase, mitochondrial-like. NCBI's taxonomy places the organism in Eukaryota, Metazoa, Arthropoda, Insecta, Hymenoptera, Halictidae. Gene Ontology annotation, molecular function: pyridoxal phosphate binding; L-kynurenine:2-oxoglutarate transaminase activity. The coding region runs from base 1 to 1305 and encodes 434 amino acids. The record is from RefSeq and is a predicted model, not a curated record. The transcript has 8 exons. Gene Ontology annotation, biological process: biosynthetic process.